CACGUACAUUUAUUUCAUCAUUUUCUACUAUAUUAAAUGAGAUAAAAUAUGGGAACCAAAGCGACAGGUCUGUCCUCUUAUGCCCGCAUGAUUAAAUGUGGCACAGAUUCGUAUCGUCUCAUCAUCCUCUUUCUCUCUGCUUCAUGUGAAUAGAGAAAAGAGCUCAUCAAAUUACAAUGGAUGGUCUUCCAUCUAAACAACUUAUGAUAGAUGUUUCAGACCCAAAAAGAAGGAAAAUGACUCAGAAGACUGUGGUUAUAGUAAGAGCUGAAGCUAAUCUUGCAAAGCAUAGAGGUGAGGCACCUCCUGAUUACUGGUCUUGGAGGAAGUACGGGCAGAAGCCAAUAAAGGAUUCACCAUAUCCAAGAGCAUAUUACAGGUGCAGCAGCUCAAAGGGUUGUUCUGCCAAGAAACAAGUAGAGAGGUGCAAAAAAGAUGAAUCAUUUAUUAUCAUUACUUACACUUCCAACCACAAUCAUCCAGGCCCAGUCCUCUCCUCCCUUAACAAAGCUAUUAACUCUUCACACAUUCCCUUCCUCAAAGAAGAUUGCUGCUCAUCUGAAACUAGCAGAAAUGCAGGAGAUGCGAAUGAAACCUCUUUAUUGAAGAGUUUAGAGGAAUCAACAGAGAAAGUUCAAGGAAAAGGUGACGCCUUUCCUUCCUCAAUAGAACCAGUAAAUUGUUCUUUGGAAGACAAAGACAUAUUUGAUGAGCUUGAGGAGCUGCCAUUUCCUUCAUCCUUUAAUACCUUGUGGACAAGUGGGCAAGAGCCAAGACUCACUCAGACGAAUAAAGAAAACAAGGUUUUCCUUCUUUGUUUUGGCGUAAUGAACUGAAACGAGAAGAUGGGCCUCCAGAAUUCAAUGAUGGGUGUCACUUGUUAAGUAUGUCCGAUUAUUUUUAAUGCCGAUCAAUAUCGGUGUAUUAUAGUGGGGCCCACUUAACACAUGACUCUCAUUAUUAGAUUUGCAUCCUUAAAAUUUAGUGUAUUUCUGAUUCUUCUGAUUCUGAAUGUAAUAGUUUCUCCUCGUGAAAGAGUUUAU
Messenger RNA from Phalaenopsis equestris, 1043 nucleotides. Its product is annotated as probable WRKY transcription factor 65. Gene Ontology annotation, molecular function: DNA-binding transcription factor activity; transcription cis-regulatory region binding. Gene Ontology annotation, cellular component: nucleus. The record is from RefSeq and is a predicted model, not a curated record. NCBI's taxonomy places the organism in Eukaryota, Viridiplantae, Streptophyta, Magnoliopsida, Asparagales, Orchidaceae. Bases 177 to 836 code for a protein of 219 amino acids. Gene Ontology annotation, biological process: regulation of DNA-templated transcription. The transcript is spliced from 4 exons.